Pecten maximus is the source of this 1136-nucleotide messenger RNA. RefSeq lists its product as uncharacterized. The transcript is spliced from 4 exons. Bases 357 to 659 code for a protein of 100 amino acids. The record is from RefSeq and is a predicted model, not a curated record. Lineage: Eukaryota; Metazoa; Mollusca; Bivalvia; Pectinida; Pectinidae.
UAUUAACAGCUAAGGUCAUUUAAGGACGGCCUCCCGUGUGUGCAACAUGCAUGCGUGUGGUAUGUGUGUUUUGGGAGGCUGCGGUAUGAGUGUUUGGUGAGUACGUAUGUAUGAUUUGGCAGGCUGCGGUAUGUGUUCAACUCCUUGUGACAGGCCGGAACGUUUGCCGAUUUAUAGUGCUAACUCACUGAAGCAUACCGCCGAAGACACCCAUGAUUUUAUCAAAAUAUCUUAAACAUUUGCAAUCAGUUUUACAUAUUGAUUGAUAUCUGUCAUUUCAGAACUGUUGGAGGCAUUCAAGGAAAUCCAGAAGUUGAAAGAAAGAAACAAACCUAUUGAUUUUGCCGAAACCUGGAAUGCUGACAGAAGAUUUUGCAAGCAAACACCAGAUGGAGCUGUAUGCUGAUACAUCUGUGUACCUUUAUGGACACGACCUGGCAGAAAUCCAGAAAAUAUCAGACCCAACAAAGAUUGGCACCUCGUCACAUGGAUGCAGGAUGGCAAAGCUACAAAUGAACAAGUUCUGGUCGAAGUCAGAGUUACAAGGAUUAGCUUAUCAACUAAUGGCCACCCAGCCAAGCAAGUCCUCGACCAAAGAAUCGCGAAUGCCAUCAAAGCAUAUUGUGUUACCAAGACUGUGGCAACAGCAGGAAAAAUAAGGCAAAGCCAUGGCCAGCAACAUUACCUUACUAUAUAUGCCAAGCAUUCGAAGUAAACCAAAAUUCACGAACUGAAAAAAGAAUUUAUCUCCAUAUCUAGUGUUAAAAACCAGCACAUGGUGCAUGUGUACUGUUGUUUUGUUUGGAGAAAAUAGUAUGAGGCAAAUGACCAAGGAUAACAAUUUAAAGACAUUUUGUUAUUUAUUUUAUAAUAAUUUGUAGUGUAUUUGGAUUCAUUUUCAUAUCUAGGGUUACAAACCUGGCACAUGAUGCACGUGUAAAACUGUUUUAUUUAUCAAUUUGUAUGUUGAGUUUGGAGAAAAGAGUACGAGGCAAAGGGAAGACUAAAGAUAAAAAAAAAAAAAACUUUUUUAGAAUGAUCUGUAGCGCAUUCAGAUUUAUUUUCAUAUCUAUUUGUUAAAACCUAGCACAUGGUGCACGUGUAUAACUGUUUUAUAUAUUAAUUUGUAUGUUGAG